AUGGUUCACACCACAUCCACUACCCUCCUGGCCAUAACCGGCCUAGCUGCCACAGCUACGGCCUACCAGCAUACAUGGCGGGACCACAUGGAGUGCGCAGCUGCUGUAGCCCAGGACGCAGACUACCCAACCUGCACCUCGCCCUCCAAGUUCCACUGCUUCUGCGCGCAGCCGUUUGAUCCGGCCAGGGUAAGCACUGCGGCAAAGGAUGUGUGUAAGGGCUUUGGAAUCCCAACGGAGUCUAUACACGAUUUCAUCUGCGAUAGCGCUUAUGACGAUGUGUACGACCACGACCACGACCACUACCGCAACUGCCACCAUGCCUUCGUCUACGACGACGGCGACAACGAUAGGGACAGACACAGAUAUCCCAUCUCCCAUCCCCACCGCCUCAGCCAGCCCAUGAUGCGUGUCGCUGCUCCGGGGACCGAUUCCUCAGACACAGCUAAACACAAGCCCAGCGUCCAGAGCAAGAGGGCGUACGGGCCGGGUCUGUCCCCUUCCGCCUCCUCCUCCCCCUCAGCCUAUGCCCACCGCCCCCUCGUCACUGACGCCCCGUCCGCCCGUGACGAAGAGAGCGACUACGAGAACGAAAACGAGAACGAGAACGAGGGCGGGAGCAGGGUCAUCACGGAGAUCCUCACGCACACGUCGUGCGACUGUUCGUCGUCGACGGUAGCGGCUGCAACGGGCCGGGCGUCGUCGAGUCGACCGGUGUACCUUCAUCAGAGCGAGGUCCCUAAGUCAACUUCGUCGUCGGCGUAUGCGCCUGUUCACCAGACUGUGGUUCCUGUUCCAUCUUCGUCGUCGGCACAUGCGCACGUUCAUCAGACUGUGGUCCCUGUUCCGUCUUCGUCUUCGUCCUCGGCGCACGCGCAUGUUCACCAGACUGUGGUCCCCGUUGCAUCUUCAACGGCGUCGAGUAUGCUGAUGGGAUCAGGAUCACAUUCGUCUGCACCUGCGCAUGCGCCUGCAUCUGUGUAUGUGUCCGUGCCUGUUUCGGUGCCAGAGCCUUCGGGCGUUGAUGCGCAGCGGAGUGGGUAUCCCAGUCGUCACAAGACAAUGGCUUCGUCUUCUAUGGUGCCUUCGGCUUCGGCGUUGCCUUCGCCUUCGCAUUCGGCAAUGACUUUUGAUGGGGGUGCGUCGGCAGGGGUGCUUGUGCCGAGGUCGCUGGCUGUGCUUGGGUUGACUGCGUUAAUGGCGUUCUUUAUGUGA
This is a messenger RNA of Aspergillus udagawae, 1215 nucleotides long. Its product is annotated as extracellular serine rich protein. Lineage: Eukaryota; Fungi; Ascomycota; Eurotiomycetes; Eurotiales; Aspergillaceae. The record is from RefSeq and is a predicted model, not a curated record. Bases 1 to 1215 code for a protein of 404 amino acids. The transcript is spliced from 3 exons.